Molecule: messenger RNA, 3778 nt
Organism: Tarenaya hassleriana
Lineage: Eukaryota; Viridiplantae; Streptophyta; Magnoliopsida; Brassicales; Cleomaceae
Exons: 19
Coding region: 215-3460 (1081 amino acids)
Source: RefSeq, a predicted model, not a curated record
UGGACUCUCCGAAGAAAUCCGACCGCCUCUCGUCUUCGCUUUACCUUCAUUGCAAAAUUACAAAACCCUAGUUUUCCUUUCCUCAUACUCGGAGAAAUACGAACAUCGAUAUGGGUGUAUCGGUGUAUCAAUGCUCUUGUUAGCUAGCUGGAUAUUUGGGGUUGAUUUGCAAGGGGCUUAGGUGAUUUAGGGUUCGCUUGAUCUCGGUGAAUCGAUGGCGAAAGGUACGGUCACGGACGAGUUUGUCGUUGUUUCACAUGUCCGAACGGGGUUGAAGAGAGAGUUGCAGUUCGUGUUGCGGUCCCAGUCGGAGAUCUGCGGUGGCGAGUCCCUGGGUCGGACCAGGGCAAGGAAAAUCCUAAAUGGCGGCUCCGGUUGUACAGAGGAGAAGACCUUGAAUGGCGGUUCUGGUUUGAAAACUGGGAGAAAGAAGAAGCGUGUUGGGAAAUGUGAUGAUUUUGUUGAAUCUGAUGGUGCAGGAUGUGCUCUUGAUGAAGAUGAAGCUAAGAGUGAUGUUGUCGAUAUCGAAGAAGGGAAGGGUGAUUCUGUUGAAUCGAUGAGUAAGAGAUUGUUUGUUGACAAUGUUGAGGAAUCUGCUUUGGUGGAUUCUGUGGAACCUAUGUGUGUAGAUGAUGAUCAGGAAAAGAAGAAAAGAGAGGAGGAAGACAAUGUACCCGUGUUUGGUAAAUGCAAGGAAGAAUCUGAGAAGGAUGAAGAGAUGGAGAACGGACAUUGUAUUGUGGCGAUUGAUGGGGAGAAGCAUGAACACGAUAUUGAAAUGGAGCAACAUGAGAAGGGUUUAUUGACGGAUGGAGGGCAGGAGGAGGUUGUUGUUGAUACAGAAGCAGAUGUCUCAUGUUGUGGAGGUAUUAGUCUGCCAUCAAAGCCGAUUUCUAAUUCUUGCUCUGUUAAUGGUGUCAAGUUGCAAAAUGGUUUGGCUGAUGGUAAAUUCCAGAGGAGGUUGAUGGUGAACCAAAAAGUGGAGGGCGGUGAAUUUGAGGCUAAUGGUGAUGCCAAGCAAAUAAAUCUAGAAAUUGGUGUUAAUGAAUAUACCAAGAAAAAAGAUGAUUUUCGUAAGCAAAACAGUGUUGGUGAUUCAUGUGUUGAUUCAUCACAUUUGGGUUUUCUUACACCAUGUGCUGAUGCAAAGCCAGAGAUUCGCUUAGUUGAUAAGCCUUUGAGGAGGUUCACCAGGUCGGUAGUGAAGCAGGAAGCCGAUUCUAACAAUUCCAAUGUGAGAAACAACGCGGAGCCAUCAAGCUUGGGCAAAGUGAAAGAAGAGGUCAGUGAAGUUGAGACAGAUGGUGCUCUAAGUGCUCCUGUUGCUUCUACCCAGAAUCGAGGAAGACCAAAGAAACUUCAUAGGAACUUUCCUGCAAGGUUGAAAGAUCUUUUUGAUACAGGAAUACUUGAGGGACUUACUGUAUAUUAUCUUCGAGGUGCAAAGAUAAGAGAGGCUGGGACUACAGGGCUCAAAGGAGUGAUUAAGGGCUCUGGGAUUUUGUGUUUUUGCAGUGCUUGCAGAGGAGCUCAAGUUGUGAGCCCCGAUGUGUUUGAGUCACAUGCCUCCAGCACAAACAAGCAGCCACUUGACUAUAUCUUGUUGGAGACAGGAAAGACACUUUGUGAUGUCAUGAAUGCAUGCAGAGAACCUUCCUUGUUUACAUUGGAAGAAAAACUUCAGCUGGUAGUCGGGCCAACCAUGAAGAAGUCUAGCCUGUGUUUUAAUUGCCAAGGACCAUUGACCGAGCCUUGUGAUAGAAAGACGUUGGUAUUGUGCAAAUCAUGUUUAGAGAUAAAGAAACAAGAAAAGGCAUCUCAGACCAGCCCUCCUAAAGUGCAUGGCAAUGUUGAGAGAUUGCCAGAGCCAAGAGUGAUUCCAGUAACUGUUCCAAAUGAGUCCAAAUUCAACUCUCCUAAAAGCAACAACAAAGGAAGACUAACCAGAAAGGAUCUGCGGUCUCCAGAGCCAAAGGUGGGUCCAGAAACUAUUCCAAGUGAGUCAAAAUCUAGCUCACUCAAAAGCAACAGUAAAGGAAGACUAACCAGAAAGGAUGUGCGGUUGCACAAACUGGUUUUUGAGGAUGAUAUCCUGCCAGAUGGGACUGAAGUCGGCUAUUUUGUUGCUGGAAAGAAAAUGCUUGUUGGCUAUAAGAAGGCAUUCGGAAUACAUUGUUCUUGUUGCAACACAGUGGUCAGUCCUUCGCAGUUUGAGGCUCAUGCUGGUUGCGCAAGUCGUCGGAAGCCAUUUCAACAUAUUUAUACAACCAAUGGGGUAUCUCUGCACGAACUAUCGGUAGCACUAUCAAGAGACCAAAAGUUUUCUAUUCAAGAAAAUGAUGACCUUUGCAGCAUUUGUAAGGAUGGAGGCGACCUCUUGUGCUGUGAUACUUGUCCAAGGUCAUUUCAUACAGUCUGUGCUUCUCUAUCAAGCCUUCCGACUGGGAAGUGGUCCUGCAAAUGGUGUACAAAUAUGCUUUUGAGAGAAAAGUUUGUGGAGUGUAAUGCCAAUGCCUUAGCAGCUGGAAGAGUUAUAGGAGUUGAUGCAAUUGCACAGAUAACCAAAAGAUGCAUUCGAAUUGUCAGUUCUCUUGGAAGUGGGCUCCCAAGUGUAUGCGUGUUAUGCAGAGGUCAUAGUUUCAGCAGGUUGGGCUUUAAUCCUCGAACUGUGAUUAUCUGUGAUCAGUGCGAGAAGGAAUUCCACGUGGGCUGUUUGAAAGAACACAAGAUUGCUGAUCUUAAGGAGCUACCUGAAGGACGAUGGUUCUGUGGGUCGGACUGUGAAAAGAUCCAUACUUCAUUGCAAAACCUGAUAAUUCACGGAGAUGAGAAGCUUGACAACAACUUUCUAAAAUUUAUAAGGAAAAAGCAAAAACUUGACGAAGAAGAUUGUUCAGAUGGCAACACUGAUCCAGACAUUAGAUGGAGAGUCCUUCGUGGGAAAAUGGCCGCUUCUGAUGAUACGAAAGCCCUACUCGCAAGGGCAGUAGCAAUCUUUCAUGAGCGGUUUGAUCCUAUCUGUCACUCUGGAGCUAGAGGGGAUCUCAUCCCAGCAAUGGUCUAUGGAAGGCAAGUAAAAGACCAAGAUUUCAGUGGCAUGUAUUGCACCAUACUGACUGUGAAUGAGGUGAUUGUCUCGGUAGGAGUCUUCAGGAUUUUCGGGUCAGAACUUGCUGAACUUCCUCUGGUCGCAACCAGCAAUGAUUGUCAAGGGCAGGGUUACUUCCAAUGCCUGUUUGCUUGCAUCCAAAGGCUGCUGGGAUUCCUAAAGGUGAAGCACAUGGUGCUUCCGGCAGCUGAUGAAGCCAAGUCCAUAUGGACCGACAAAUUUGGCUUCACGAAGAUGUCCGAUGAUGAGGUGGAUCAAUACAGGAAAGACUUCCAGGUGAUGGUAUUCGAUGGCACAUCCAUGCUGAGAAAGCCUGUCCCCUCUACCAUCAACAUCAAGACACAGCUGUAGCGGCAACAGUGUAUCUUCAGUCGUCAUCUUUCUGGUUUUUUGGAAACUCACGGCAAUGGAGGCUGGUCCUGUUUUCCGGUCACAGGGUUAGGGUUCUCCCCCCUCUUUGUUUCUUGUACAGCUCUCAAUCUCAUCAUCGGGCAGCAUUUUGGUAGAAGAGGAGGCUAUUUUGGGGUUUUCUCUUGGGGGAGGGGGUUCGGGUUCCAUUUUUUGGGGAUUUUGGAAUGUUAUUUAUUAUUAUUAUCAUCAUGUAUAUCGAGCUUCUUUCCUUUUAUAAUUGAAAAAAAAAUCCAUUGAAAUAUUCACAAAUGUUGUCUA